Cryptosporidium muris RN66 is the source of this 444-nucleotide messenger RNA. Its product is annotated as tubulin binding cofactor A family protein. Gene Ontology annotation, biological process: tubulin complex assembly; post-chaperonin tubulin folding pathway. Gene Ontology annotation, molecular function: beta-tubulin binding. The coding region runs from base 1 to 444 and encodes 147 amino acids. The record is from RefSeq and is a predicted model, not a curated record. The transcript has 2 exons. Gene Ontology annotation, cellular component: cytosol; microtubule cytoskeleton. Lineage: Eukaryota; Apicomplexa; Conoidasida; Eucoccidiorida; Cryptosporidiidae.
AUGACUGAUGUAAAUAUUUUAAGACAAUUGAAAAUUAUGACAGCUGUUUUAAAUAGGACAAUGAAAGAUCUAGAAUAUUAUAAAAAGGAGGGAUGUGAGUUCAAUACAAAAAUCGAGUUAAUGAAGAAUCAAGGAAGAGAUAUACAUGAUAUACAGCAACAAGAAAAGUGUCUUCAUGAAACAUUACAAGUUUAUCAUGAAGUACUUAAGAGACUUCACAGUAGCUAUUUUGAUCUUAAAACAUUUUUGACAGAAUAUUUUGAUGAAAAACUUGCUGAAAUAGAUAUGUGCAAUUUACCUAAACCAGAUGAUGAAUUAAGCACUUUACUUAGGAAUGCUUAUAUGGAGUUAAAUAAUGCCGAACUAAAAUAUAAUAUUUUAUCUCAAUGUAAAGAAAAUAUUUCUAUAUCUACAGAAAAUAUGCAAUGUGAUAAUGAUGUAUAA